Closterium sp. Naga37s-1 is the source of this 399-nucleotide messenger RNA. Lineage: Eukaryota; Viridiplantae; Streptophyta; Zygnematophyceae; Desmidiales; Closteriaceae. The record is from the annotation of a GenBank genome assembly.
AUGGGGAGCGCGCAAGGCCAGCAGCGAGCGUCGUCGCUGCGGCACGCUGUGGCUGCUGCUGGCGUCGCCCUCGUGCUCUCAUUGCUCGAACUGGCCGUGUUCGGGCAGCGCGCAGCGGCAAGCGCGAGCGAGCAGCGGCGAGCGGCAACUGCGGGUCAAGCGCUGCUGGUGCGCCACACAGCGGAUGCUUUGCCGCUGUCGCGGCUGAUCCGAGCGACACGCGGACAGCGGCGGCGAGGGCGACACGCGGGCAGCGGCGAUGUUGGGGUGAGCUCGGCUCGUUUUCACCUCUGUCCCUUCCCCACUCACCUCUGUCCCUUCCCCACUCACCUCUGCCCCUUCCCCACUCACCUCUGUCCCCUCUCCACUCACCUCUGUCCCUUCCCCACUCACAUCUGA